Messenger RNA from Rhineura floridana, 11421 nucleotides. RefSeq names its product coiled-coil domain containing 7 (gene CCDC7). The transcript has 70 exons. The record is from RefSeq and is a predicted model, not a curated record. Lineage: Eukaryota; Metazoa; Chordata; Lepidosauria; Squamata; Rhineuridae. Bases 665 to 8575 code for a protein of 2636 amino acids.
AGGGAGACGGUCCACCGCACGCGUGCCACCAACUGAUCUGGCUCGCGUCUGCAUUUGAAGAACUCGCGGUGCGUUUCAAAGCAAACGGCAGUUAACGACGCGGAGGGGGCGCUCGCGCGCACGCUCUGUCUCACUCUCCUUCCCACGAUUCAUUCCUCAGAAGAGCAACGAGACGCGAGGAUCGCUGGCUGGCGGGAAGCAGGAACGAGGGAGCGCAUUGGGGAGAUGAGGCGCCUGGGUAGUUGAGCAUCCCAAGAACAUCCUUCCGAAACCAGGGAAACUAACCAGGGAGGGACGGCUCGGCCUUCCCCUAGGUGGGUCUCUAAUAGUGAAGCGAAGAAUAAGCACCCUAUUUUCGUAUGUUGGGGGCGCGUCGGAGAGCAGUGUAGGUCACGUUGAUUCACGCCUUUUCCUGUGGGGGAACAAAUGGAUAGUAGCCUAACCCUUCAGGAAAACCUUCUCAGCUGCACUCUCCCCCGCCCCCUGGGGAAAAACACACACGCCUCCUUAAUCUCUCAUGGGCCAUCGCAUUUACCCAUCGAAACUCCCAUUGUUACGCUUUUAUAAAAAAACUUGCAAGGAGCCCAAGGGCGUUCCAAGGUGCCUUCCUUUUCCCGCUGCCUGAUCCCCCCAACCAACCCUGUGAGAUAACAGAAUAAGAACAAUGAAGCCAGCAAAAAAAGUUAAAGACCCACAGUUCGACUCCUUACUUGGUGAAAAGAAGAGAGGAAAACUGAAGUAUGAACCUGAGCCAAUGGUUUUAUUGCCUUCAGUUCCACCAGAAUCUGUUGCACAGUACUCUUUAGCCCUUCCAUCAACAAAUAAAGAUAGAAUGCUAGAUGAAAUGGACACGCUUAGGAAUAUCACUGAACAUCUAAAUCAGAUUGUGCAGACAAUGGAAGAUGUAUAUGAAAAUGAAGAUGAAACCAAAGGAGGAGGACGAGGAGAAGAGGAAGGAGAACCCAUACCACCGAAGGAAGAACAUGAAGAUAUGACCUCUUUCCUGAUAUGCUGUUCACAACUUAGUAACCAAUUAGACUGUGCACUUCAUGAAGAAAAACAAAUAUUAGAAUCGUUGCUUAAGUGGUUUGAAAAGGAGGUCCAUGAGAUGGAAGAGUUAGGUGAGGAAGAAAUUAUUCCAGACUGGCAAAUUCCAGUAGCUGACAAAAACAUAUCAAAUAACAUUAAUAAAUUACUGGACCGAAUCCAAAGGCUUGAAGAUCUGAAAGGCCGUAUUCAAGAAUUGCCCAAGCUUAUCCAGAUUUCUGCUCCUAAACAGGAAAAGAAAAAACCAUUAAGCCCUGCACCUCCUGUUCAAAAAGACCCCAAAAAUAUUAUUGAAGAACUUGCUAUGAAACAUGCCACUGAGGAUGUAAUGAAUAUGGUACAGGUUUUCCAAGAUGACACAGGACAACCACAAACAAUUGAAUCAAUGAAUAAUCGCAUGCUAGAAAUAAUGAAAGUAUUUGAAAGACAAACAAACAAGUUACACAGAGUUGCAAAUGAACAGGAUGUUCUGGAAGGUAAAUUACAGAAGAUUCAGCAUGAAUUUCGAAAGCUUGCAGAAGAGAAAGAGAUAAUGGAGGAUGAACUUCAAAAGAUGAAAGCUUCAGAGCAGCAAGAGAAAGGAAUGCCAGAUGCAAGGAAAAAAAUGAUAUCAAAAAUGGAGAAAGUGAAAGUUGAAGAGAAACCUCAAGUAAUUACAGAAAAGCUGCAUAAAUGGGGUAAUCUUCCUUCAAAGCAGAAAGAAUUUGAAAACCAGAAAAUGAAAGAAGAUUUAGCUAAAGCUCAGGCAGAAGUUCAGUCUCUUGAACAAGAGAAGAAAAUGCUUGAAGAGAAACUACAGAAAGCAUUAGAGGAAGCUGAGCAGGCUAAGAUUCAACUUGCCGAAAUACCUCCAAAUAUUCCAGACUGGCAAUUCCCUUAUACAGCAAUUGCAGAAGAUGACAAAGAUGUACAGAAGAAAGGCAAAAAAGCAACAAAAUCUAAAGGCAAAGGAGAAGAUCAAACAGAUUUACGAAAAACGUCUGUUAGUGGAACUGACAGAACAAUCCAUCAGUUGCAAAGACCUGACACAGGAAAAGACAUUUCCACAGUACCCCAAACAAGAGAUGUUAAACACAAAACAAAGGGGUCAAUUUAUGUAGAGCCUGAUAAAGGACUGAGUGAAGGUCUUGAAAAAGAACUCACUGAAGGCACAUCAGGAGUAACUGACAAAAGGCUGGAGGAAUCAAGAAAAACAAAAGCAGGAAAAUCAGAGACAGUUGAUUCCAAAGGUUCUGCAAAAUCCAAGGAGACUGCAGAGAUGAAAAAACGACGUCCAAUAACAAAAGGUGCAGGGAAAGAAACAUAUCGCAGUCCUGUUUCAGAAUUUUCACCGUUACCUUCCGUUAAGGAAAAGCAGCAGUUGCCUGAUUCCACAGGAGAUAAGGAAAAAACUUUAGAUAAGUCUCCUGAGGAAAUACUUCCACCUGACUCAAAAAGAAGGAAAACAGAAAUUACCAUCUCUCCUCAACGUGAUAUCCAAGAAGAGGAAGAGAGCUUGCGCAUCACUGAGCAGAAAGCUUCACCACUUUCAGAAAUGAAAGUUUCAGUUGAACCUAAGGAAAUUAUGGGAGAGUCUAAAAAGGCAUCACCAGCUAUCAGUCCAGAACAGGCUUUAGCUGUGGAAGAAGAAAUUCCAGAAAUUUAUAUAGGUUCAGUAGAACUUCAAGAGGAUAAAACUAGGGACUUGGUUAAUAAAAGAAUGCUUCAGCUUGCAGACCAUUUGACAGAGCUGGAAGGAAUGCCUGAAGCAGAAACUUUAUCCAGGCUCUUAUUAGAGCCUGGGAAAAACAUGGAAUUAUUAUCAGAUAGACAAAAACUUCAAUUACUAGAUCAGCUGAUAACUCCAGAUGGACUUCUGCUACCUGAGGAAGAGGAAACAGAACAGAAAAGAAGGUUACUCUCAGAGAUGGCAUCAACUCUUCAACUUCUACAGCAAACACAGGCUCCUGAAGUCAGUCAAUCAGAGGAAGAAAUUAAUGAGAUGACAGAGAAAAGAAGAGCCCUACUUGCAAAUCUGGACUCAGACUUAAAGGAUCUUCAACAAACAGAAGCUCUUAGACUUGCCCAACAAGACAUUGGAAGUGAAAUUAACAAGCUGUCAGAAAACAGAAGCCUAUUGCUUUCUAGCAUGGAAUCAAAUAUGAGAGAUUUAGAACUGGCCCAGGCUCUUGCAGCUACUGAGCCAUCAGAAAUGAAUGAGAACAAAGUAAAGGAGUUACUUCAACAAAGAGAACUGUUGACUGCAAAUCUAGAGGCAAAUCUGCAGGAUCUGCAAAGAGGAAAAGCUCUUAAAGCUGUCUUAGGAGAAAAAGAUAAGCCUGAGAAGGAAAUAGAUGAGCUCUCAAAGCAAAGGAAAGUUUUGCUUGCAAGUCUGAAAUCAAAUUUGAAGGACUUAGAAGAAGCUGAGGCUCUUGCAGCUAUCCAACCAGGAAGUGUGAGUGAUAAAAAGAUAGAAGAGCUUAAAGAGCAAAGAAAGGUAUUGGCUGCACAUCUAGAAAAAAAUCAGCAGGAUCUGCAAAUGGUGCAAACUUAUGCUCCAGGCCUUGCAAGAGACAGCAGACUUCAGGAAAUGAAACUAUCUUCAUUAUCUGAGAAGAAAAAACUUUUGCAAGAAAAACUAGAUUCAAAUCUGAAAGAUCUACAACAAGCAGAAAUGCUUGCAUCUCUCCAGCCAGACAGUAUAAAUGUACAAAAACUUCAGGAACUAACUGAGGAAAGAUGCCAUUUGACUGAAGAUCUAAAGGCAACCGUGAACAGCAUGCAAGAAAUACAGCGUCAUGCUUCACAAAGAACUUUAUUUAUAAGACCCAGUGAAAGAGGAUUAAAUGAAUUGUAUGACCUAGCUGAGAAGAAGCAACUGUUACUGGAGAAGUUGGCAUCUAAUAGGAAAGAACUACAAGAAGCUCAGGACCUUGCGACUACCCAACCAGGGAGUGUCAGUGAGCAUAAGCUGCAGGAGUUAGCUGAGCAAAGAAGACAUUUGACUGCAGAUCUUGAGGCAACUUUGGAUGAUAUACAAAAUGUAUAUCGUCGUGCUUCAGAAAGACCUCUACUUGUGCAACCUGGUAAACGAAAUGUAUACGAAUUAUCACUGAAGAAACAAGAGUUACUGGAAAAGUUGGAAUUUAAUCAGAAACAGCUAGAAGAAGCUCAGGCUCUUGCAGUUGCUCAACCAGGCAGUAUCAGUGAUCAUAAGCUGCAGGAGCUAAGUGAGCAAAGAAGAUAUUUGGCUGAAGAUCUAGAGACAACUGUGCAAGAGCUACAAAAAGCACAGGAUAUUGCUUCAGAAGGAGCUGUAAUUACCUCUGAAAGGGAAUUAUAUGAGCUGUCUUCAAAGAAGGAGGAGUUGCUAGAAAAGUUGGAAUCUAAUUGGAAAGAGCUGCUAGAAGCUCAGGCUCUUGCAAUUGCUCAGCCAGGCAGUAUCAGUGAGGAUAAAGUACAGGAGUUAGCUGAGCAAAGAAAACACUUGACUAAAGAACUAGAGCGAACAGUACAUGACAUAGUAGAAGCAGAGCAUCAGGUUUCGGAAAGAGAUGCUGAAAUGGAAUUGUAUGAACUAUCACUAAAGAAGCAACUAUUAAAGAAAAAGUUGGAAUCUAACCGCAAAGAGCUAGAAGAAGCUGAGGCUCUUGCAGCUGCAGAACCAGGCAGUAUCAGUGAACAUAAACUACAGGAACUCACUGUGCAAAGAAGACAUCUGGCUGCAGAUCUAAAGGAAACUGUGCAUGACAUUAAAAAAGCAGAACGUCGUGCUUCAGAAAGGGCUCAGGAACCAGCCAUCGAAAUGGAAUUGUAUAAAUUAUCUGUGAAGAAGAAUAUGUUGCAGGAAAAGCUAGAAUUCAACCAGAAAGAGCUAGAACAAGCCCAGGCUCUUGAAGCUGCUCAACCAGGCAGUGUCAGUGAGCAUAAACUACAGGAGCUUGCUGAGCAAAGAAGAAAUUUGACUGAAGACCUAAAAGCAACAAUAUAUAAUAUUAAAAAAGCACAGCGUCGUUCUUCAGAAAGAGCUCAACUUGAACAACCUACUGAAAGAGAAUUAUUUGAGCUAUCUGUGAAGAAACAGCUUUUACAAGCAAACUUGGAAUCCAACUGGAAAGAGCUACAGGAAGCUCAAGCUCUUGCAGCCACCCAACCAGGCAGUAUCAGUGAACAUAAACUACAGGAGCUCACCGAGCAAAGAAGACACUUGGCUGCGGAUCUAAAGGAAACUAUGCACGAUAUACAAAAAGCUGAACGUCAUGCUUCAGAAAGGGCUCAGCUUGAAACAUCCACUGGAAGAAAGUUAUAUGAUCUCUUGGAGAAGAAGCAUCUAUUAGAAGCCAAUUUGGAAUCCAAUUGGGAAAAUCUGCAAGAAGCUCAGGCUCUUGCAGCUACUCAGCCAGCCAGUAUUACUGACUAUAUACUUGAGAAACUAGCUGAGGAAAGAAGGCGUCUGACUGAAGAUCUAGAUGCAACUGUACAUGAUAUACUAGAAGCACAUCAUCAAGCUUCAGAAAAAUCUCUAACUGGGAAACCUGCUGAAAAGGAAUUAUAUGAACUAUCAGAGGGGAAACAACUAUUGCUGGAAAAUUUAAAAGGGCUACAAGAAGCUCAGGCUCUUGCAGCAACACAACCUGGCAGUAUUGGUGAGGAGAAACGAAAGCAGCUAGCUGAGCGUUUGGCUGCAGAUCUAGAGGCAACUAUGCAUGAUUUACAAAAAGCACAGCGCCAGGCUUCAGAAAUACCUUUAACUGUAAGACCCAGUGAAAAGAAGGUAUAUGAACUGUCAGAGAAGAAGUCCCUUUUAUUGGAGAGUUUGGCAUUCAAUCGGAAACAGCUACAGGGAGCUCAGGCCCUUGCUGCUCUCCAUCCAGGCAGCAUCAGUGAUUAUAAACUAGAGGAGCUAAUUGAAGAAAGAAAACUUUUGACUGAAGAGCUAAGAGGAGCUGUACAUGAUCUACAAGAAAUACAACACCAUACUUCACAACGAGUUCUGACUGGAAAACCCAUUGAGGAAUUGACUAAGAAGAAACAACAGUUGCUGGAAAGGUUGGAAGCCAAUCAGAAGGAACUAGAAGAAGCUGAAGUUCUUGACGCUGCUCAAUCAAGCAGUAUCAGUAAACAUAGAUUACAGGAGCUAGCUGAAGAAAGAAAACGCUUAACUAUUGAUCUAGAAGAAACUCUACACAAUAUCAUAAUACAAGAAGUAAAACAUCAUGCUUCAAAACCCAGUGAAAAGGAGUUAUAUAAACUGUCAGAAUGGAAGCAACAUUUAUUGGAUGAUUUGGAAUCCAAUCUGAAAGAGAUAGAAGUCCAGGCUCUUGCAGCUACCAAACCAGGCAGCGUCAGUGAGAAAAAAAUGCAGAAGUUAAAUGAGCAAAGAAAGAUUUUGGCUGAAAACCUGGAGUCAGUUGUAGAAGAUACACAAAAAAUGAAAGCUCGUAUUUCUGAGGCAGGUGGAGUAAUGCGACCCAUCGAAAAGGAUUUAAAUGGGCUUUUACGGAAGAAAAAACUGUUUUUGGAACGCUUGGACUCAAAUCUAAAAAACCUGCUGGAAGCACAAACGCUUGCAGCUACUCAUCCAGGCAGAAUCAAUGAGAUGAAGGUUCAAGGGCUCACUGAACAAAGAAGGCUCUUGGCUGCUGGCCUGGAAGCAAUUAUUCAAGAGUUACAAGAUAUACAGGGUGUUGCUCCAGAGGAACUUGGGAUAACAAAAUCCAGGGAAAUGGCUUUGCAACAACUAUUUGAAAAAAAGAGAGUGUUUUUGGAAAAUCUGGCAUCAAAUUUGAAAGACUUGAAACAAGCACAGGCUCUUGCAGCUGCAGAACCAGGUGGUAUCAAUGAACAAAAGGUACAAGAGCUCGUUGAACAAAGAAGGCUUUUGACUGUAGGUUUAGGUGCAGUACUACAAAGUAUACAAGAUGCAGAGAGUCUUAUUUCAGGCAAAGUGAAAAUAGUAAAACCCAGUGAAAUUGAGUUGGACAAAUUAUCUGAGAAAAGAAGAUUGCUUUUGGAAAACAUGGAAUUAAAUCUAAAAGAACUGAAAGAUUUGCUGGCCCUUCCAAUUGAUAGUAUGAGUGAGCCAAAAAUGCAGGAGCUAACUCACAAAAGAAAGCUUUUGGCUGCUGGUCUGGAGGAAAUUAUUCAGCAUAUGCAAGAAUCACAAAGACUUGAAUUAGACCAAGAAGUAAUGACAAGACCUGACGAGAGAAAUAUAAAUGAUCUCAUGGAAUUUUCAAGGCUAGAAUCAAAACUGGACGAGAUUCAAGAAGUAGGAGCUCUUUCAGAUAUUCAGCUGGAUCACAUAAGGGAAAAAAUACACAAACUAAAAGAACAAAAAAGAAGUUUGAUUGAUAAAUGGGAAGUAGAUCUUCUUAAAGAAUAUUCAGAAGAAUAUAUAACUGGAAAACCUGAAAGAGAAAAAGCAGUAAAAGAAUUCCUUGGAAAAAAGGGAAGCUUGUUUUCACAUUUGCAGUCAAGUAUAAAAGAUCUGCAAAAAGGCUUUAUUCGGCAUACCAGUAUACCAGAGAAAAGAACACAAGAGUUAUCAGAAGAAAAAACUAUUUUGGAUGAUUAUCUUAUGGGAGUUCCGAUAGAGCUGCUGCAUUCAGAUGCUGCUGCUUUAAGUGCAAAAUAUGGACCUGAUGAUAAGAAAUCAGUAAAACGAAGGGCUUUAGCUGCAAAAUUAGAAGCAAAUAUAAGAGAUCUUCAAGCUGCUUUCGAAACACGAAAAAUAGAAACACCUAGAUAUGCUGAUCCAAGGAGCAUUUCACGAACAGCAGGCAGACAAAAAGUUAGUAUAACUGAGCCAUCAGACCAUCAGCUAUUGAAACAACCACUCUCAGGGCUGCAGAUACACAUAAGUAAAGUACCUGGGUUUCAAAGAGUCAAACCUGAUAAUAGAAAAAUAGGUGUAGAAUUUGAUACUUCAGCACAGGAGCAACAGGAACAACUUCUAAAGAGGGAAAUAGAUCUAACAUGUAAAAGACAACUUGCAGAGCAGCUACCAGAGAACAAAAUAUCUUUACCACGAUUGUAUAGUUCCUCUACGUUUGAUAGAAAUGCAAACAGAUUUGCUCUGGAGAAUGCAUUACAAGAAAUAUUAGAGUAUAACAAGAAUCUGCUUCCAGGCCAUAGAGCAAAUCUGCAACAAGCACUGCAACUUGCACAGAAUCAGUUACUACAAAAACAACAACAGGAACAACAAGUCAACUUGCUCGUUGAAAAAUUCAGAAAUAUGUCAGUAUUUUCCCCCCAACCACCUGGGACAGCUAGGUUCCAUGACUAUACAGUGCAGACCCAAAAAUCAGCAUGGGAAACAAACCAACUACCACAAAAAGACUAUCUCCAAAAGCUGCAGUUAUUAAGGCGAAAGAUUUUGGGGCCAGAGAUCAAAGGGGGAGGUCUUUCAUCACCUAGUCAGGCAGCAAGCUCUCUAGCCAGUCAGGAACAAGAAACAGGCUCAAUUGUUAUUUGUGGAAAGGGAUGCAAUCCCUACAGAAAUCCUGGCUGUUUCCCAGUCAUAAAACAAAGAUCAAGAUAUGACUGACCUUAUUCUUAAGUGUUUUUAUAGAUUGAUUCACUGACGCAGACAUCUUAUGAAAUUCACCUUGGCUGAAUUGUGAAAAGGAAUCACAAAAACCUAUGUUGUUGUAUUAAUCUGUUCUGAGAACUGUGGAAGUUAGUUGUACUGGAAUGGCAGUUAAAAAUAUAUGAAACCUGAACUACUGAAGCUCUGACAAUAGUAGUAAUUUUUCAUGGUUAUAUAGAACAUAGCUACAUUUGUUUUUAAACAAAACUACGUUUUUGUUUCUGGUAUGGUAAAAACAAUGCUGUAAUCGGAUGUUUGAAAACAACCUGAUCUUUGGCCCCUAGAAAUGACCAUAAAAACUGGAUGUUAAGAAGUCACAUGGCACCAAAAGCAAGGACUGUGUUGGCUCAGGGUUUAGGAGGUAAGCUCCCCCUUCAGCAGCCAUUUAUGGGGAACAGCCUCCCUUCUUCUCAUCCAAGCCCUUGGGACAGUGCUAAUUUGUCUGAACUUAAAAAACUACAGUUUACCUGUUGGCAGUGGAGGACAUUCUCUUGUAGGGAUGUAUCAGAGCAGCCCCCUAACCCUGGGUGGGCUUCUUCUGCCCACAUCUACUGCUGAACGAUCCUCUGAAGAACCUUCCAACCAAAUGCCGUAUCAGUUGAUGAAAAACUAUUUUGUAGUGUUCACAAAAGUAAGAGGUGUGGUCCAAAUAGCAGCCCCUACCAAUGUCCUAUAUAGGAAAAUUGCCCUUAAAUGAGGCAGAACCUGCAGCUCCCCUAACUGAAUGUGCCAUACACUACCAGGAUGUUCCUUGCCCAAUGCUGAAUACGCUUGGGAAAUUGCUGUCAGCAGCCACAGUGAACUGGAAGAGACAGAGACUUACUUUCCCUUAGAUGGCCCCGAAAGGCCACAAACAAGGAUUCUGAAUGACAGAAUUAAAAGGUGUGACCAAAUAAAAUCUCAGAGCACAUUUUAUGUCCAAGGAAUGUCACCAUCUCUCCUGAGAGCAGGAAGGGCUUGGACAAAAAGAGGGAAGGACUACUUCUUGCGACCUGUGAAAGGCUAAGUUUACUCUGGGCAAGCACAGAUACGGACACAGCACCACCUUAUCUUAGUGGAAGAUGCACAGUUGUGGAUCGACUGAUAAAGCCCCCCGUUUCCACUGCCAACAUCUAACAAAACUUUAUGGUAAGAAAAACUUCCAUUUUUGCCCACAAACCAAAUCCCAAAGCAGUCUGAUUCUGGUUCAGAGUCUUGACUUUUUAGGGCAAGGUAUAACUUGCACAAACAAUACUUGCCAGAUUUGUAUGUUAGUUUGUUACUAACCACAAUAAGAAGCUUCUGAUUACAGUAUGCAGCAGAAGAAUGGAUUGUGUUGUGGCUGCUCAUAUUGCUAUGCUAUGUAUUAGUGCAUCAGAGCAGCCCCACUAAUAGUCUGUUUUAAUGAAAACUAGUAUGUUAGGGAAGCAAAGGCUAUUUAUAGCCUACCUUUUAAGAGACAAACUUUCUCACACGGUAGUUUACAAUAGCUUAACACAAUAUAUUGAAUAAAAUGUUUAAAAAUAUCUUCCAACCAGUAAAUUAAACAUCUGCAGCAGCUAGGACAUGAAGCCAGCAUAAAACCAUCAAUAGUUAGUGAGAUAGAACAAAUGCUUUAAAAUUUGCUUAAGUUACAAAUGACAAGAAUAUACAUACUCCUGGGGAUGGAAUUCCCAAGAUGUGGUGCCUUAAAAAAAGUAUUGGACAAACUCAUGGAGGAAAAGGCUAUCAGUGGCUACUAGUCAUGAUAGCUAUGCUGUGCCUCCAUAAACAGAGGCAGUAUGCUUUUAAAUACCAGUUGCUGGAUACUGCAGGAUGGGAGAGUGUUCUUUGCACUCAGCCCCUGCUUGUGGGUUUCCCAUGGGCAACUGGUUGGUCACUCUAGGAACAGGAUACUGGACUAGAUAGGCCGUUGGCCUAAUCCAGUGGGCUGUUCUUACAUUUUUAUUGCUGAAAUGGCCUUACCUCUGGUACCUGCCAAUCUGAUGAUACUUGGACAUAGGCCAGAGAGGAGGGCCUCUGAAAGUUCAUAUGGUGGAGGUGGUCCUUCAUGUGACUUGGUCCCAAACCAUUAAGGACUUCAGGUCAAGACUAGCACUUGAAGCUGAGCCUGGAAAUAAAUAUACAACCAAUGCAGCUGGUACAGAAUUGGUGCCACAUGAUCCAAACAGCUGUAUUCUGUAGAAGUAGUCCCGGAUAGAGAAUAUCACAAAAAUCUAGUCUGAAUGUAACUAAAGCAAAAACUUAUCCUCAACAUUUUGGUUUUUUAAAAGACUUGAAGGCACAUAACAAAUUAAUUUAGAAAGCCCAAGUCUUGCAGAUUCCACGGCUCCACUAAGAGGUACUAAAUUACAAAAUGGUACAAAUAAAAUGCAGGUAUGGUGUUUUUUAAAGAUUUUUUUUAUUUAAUAAAUAAUGUCCAUGAUAGCACUGUAAAAAGUGAACAUUUGUUAAAAUAAAAGGCACUUAAAAUAAGAAUGUGGCUAGUAUAGAAGAGAUGACAGAAUGGUCAGUGGCAAAUAUACAUGGCACAAUGAUAUCUCCUGACUGAAAGUCAUGUUACAUGACAAUUAUGCAGUCUCCGCUACAAAAUGAAGGCAAAUUUACAGCCAAGACUGCAAAAGAAAAUAAAGUCAUUUUUACAACAAUAAUAUUACACAAAAUGAAAUCAAAUACAUUAAAGAAAAAGGUGACAAAGCACCAGGCUUUAACCUAAACAAGAACAUUAAAAAAACAGUUAGUUAAGGCCUUUAUGCAUUUGGAAGAUGUCUUAGUAGACUUACUUUUAAGUACCAAAGCCAGGAUUUGAGUGUACAAAGAAAAAA